This is a messenger RNA of Thlaspi arvense, 1029 nucleotides long. NCBI's taxonomy places the organism in Eukaryota, Viridiplantae, Streptophyta, Magnoliopsida, Brassicales, Brassicaceae. The record is from the annotation of a GenBank genome assembly.
CCCAAGCUAGUUGUUCUUGGGACAGUCAUUGUCUCCGACCUUUUCAGCGUCUUUGUUUCUUCUCUUUCGUUGGCUUCAAUGGCCAAAGACGGACCUAACUGGGACGGACUGCUUAAAUGGAGUCUCUCUCACGCCGAUGGUACUCGGCCUACUCGCCAGUUGAGCGAGGAGGAUCGACAAUGGUUUGCGGAAGCUAUGCAAUCUCAGACCGUAGAUGUAGUCAAGCGGAUGAAGGAGAUUACACAGGUGAUGCAGACACCUCAACAAGUUUUGGAGGCUCAUGAAGUAACCCCUCAAGAUAUCCAAGAUUUGCUGGAUGAGUUGAAGGAACAUGUUGAAUCGAUCGAUUACGCUAAUGAUCUUCAUUCCAUUGGAGGCUUGGUUCCUCUUCUUGGCUACCUCAAAAACUCCAAUGCUAAUAUCCGGGCAAAGUCUGCUGAUGUCGUAAGCACAAUGGUUGAGAACAAUCCUCGAAGUCAACAAUUUGUUAUGGAGGCCAAUGGUUUGGAGUCAUUGCUUCUUAACUUUACUUCAGACGCAGAUAUGCAUUCUCGAACACAGGCGCUCGGUGCAAUAUCAUCUUUGAUUCGCCACAAUAAACCCGGGAUCACUGGGUUCCGGCUUGCAAAUGGUUACACUGGUUUAAGAGAUGCAUUGGAAUCUGAUAGUGUGAGAUUUCAAAGGAAAGCUCUGAACUUGUUGCAUUAUCUGCUACAAGAGAAUGACUCAGACUGCGAUAUUGCUAUAGAACUUGGGUUUCACCGUUUGAUGAUGCGCCUCGUGUCUAGCUCCGAUGCUGAUAUAAGAGAAGCUGCUCUUCGAGGACUGCUCGAGCUAGCCAAAGAUGGAAAAUACUGUAUUUGUGGUUCUAGCAUAGAGAAAGACGGUGAGAAACUGAGACGGUUUCUAGAAGAACGGAUCAAAGGAAUCAGCUUGAUGUCACAAGAGGAGCUGUCAGCGGCUGAAGAUGAGAGACAGCUCUUAAAUUCACUGUGGAUCACAUUCUAUAAUGAACCUUCUUCUCUUUAG